Messenger RNA from Sinocyclocheilus anshuiensis, 4556 nucleotides. RefSeq names its product receptor tyrosine-protein kinase erbB-2-like. The transcript is spliced from 26 exons. The coding region runs from base 187 to 3666 and encodes 1159 amino acids. Gene Ontology annotation, molecular function: transmembrane receptor protein tyrosine kinase activity; ATP binding. Gene Ontology annotation, biological process: negative regulation of apoptotic process; positive regulation of MAPK cascade; neuron differentiation. NCBI's taxonomy places the organism in Eukaryota, Metazoa, Chordata, Actinopteri, Cypriniformes, Cyprinidae. Gene Ontology annotation, cellular component: plasma membrane; basal plasma membrane; signaling receptor complex. The record is from RefSeq and is a predicted model, not a curated record.
CACACACACACUGACUGGAGAGUCAGGCGCACUCGCUCCUGCCAGGAAGUUGUUGGUAUUCGGGAAAUAACAAAGACACGAAAAAAGGUAUAUUUAACGCAACGAAACUACACGAGGGGGAUCUGUGUAACGUGUACGGGAUCCGGGUAUGAGCUGGAGGACUAUUAACUAAUGGAGGACUAAUCGAUGGAGGCAGACAAAAGUUUUGGGCUCGUCUGGGUCCUGCUGCUGCUGUUGGGUAUUACAGCCGCUUCAGGGAGAGAAGUAUGUCUUGGGACUGAUAUGAAGUUGGCUUUACCCUCCAGUCUUGAGAAUCAUUAUGAAAUGCUCAGGCUGCUGUACAUGGGCUGCCGGGUGGUUCAUGGUAACCUGGAGAUCACACACCUGCAAGGAAAUCCAGAUCUCUCCUUCCUGCAGGGGAUUGUGGAGGUUCAGGGGUAUGUGCUGAUAGCUCACAUCGCAGUGCGUUCGGUUCCUCUGGACAAUCUGCGUAUCAUACGAGGCAGUCAGCUUUAUAACUCCAGCUAUGCUCUCGCUGUACAUAACAACAUCCACCACAGUCAGACGGGACUCGGCUUGAGAGAAAUACGCCUCAGGAGUCUUACAGAAAUCUUGCUUGGCGGGGUUUAUAUUUGGGGAAAUCCUCAACUUUGCUUUCCUCGGAAUAUUAACUGGGAAGACACUGUUGCUAAAGUUGAAAACAAACCGCUGCACCUGCAAGACAUCCCAAAGAACUGUCCCCUUUGUUCUUCAGCUUGUCCUUCAAAGAGUGGAUGCUGGGGAGAAACAAAUCAGGACUGCCAAACAUUGACCUCAGUGCAUUGCUCAUCUGGCUGUUUGCGCUGUAAGGGUCCAAAACCCAACGACUGCUGUCAUGUGCAGUGUGCUGCUGGGUGUACGGGGCCGAAAGACACUGACUGUCUGGCCUGUCGUCACUUCAAUGACAGUGGGACAUGUAAAGACAACUGCCCCCCACCCACCAUCUAUGACCCAAACACCUAUCAGUCCAAACCCAACAAGGACAAAAAGUUCAGCUUUGGAGCCACAUGUGUUAAACAGUGUCCCCAUAACUAUUUGGCAAUGGAAGUGGCAUGUACAAUGGUCUGUCCCAAAGCUAACAAGGAAGUCAUCACUGUUGAGCCAGAUGGCCAAGAAACACAGAAAUGUGAAAAGUGUGAAGGAGAGUGUCCAAAAGUGUGUUAUGGACUAGGAAUGGGAAACCUUCAAGGGGUGUCAGUGGUGGAUGCCACCAACAUUGGCAUGUUCGUUGGCUGUAAGAAAAUCUACGGCAGUUUGGCUUUUCUUUCAGACUCCUUCAAAGUAAAUGCAGCUACCAAUUCAUCUGGACUGCAGUGGAGUGACCUGGAGAAGUUAAAGACAAUAGAAGAAAUCACAGGAUACCUGUACAUAGAUGCAUGGCCAGAUAAUUUGCUUGAUCUGAGUGUUUUUGAGAACUUGAAGGUGGUCAGAGGAAGAAUGCUUUACAAGGGUGUUUUCUCUUUGGGAGUUCAGUCUUUGCAGAUCGAGUCUCUCGGGUUGCGUUCCUUGCGCAGUGUCAGUGGAAGCAUAGCACUGAUUCAUAAUAACUCUAGACUGUGCUACACCUCCUCUCUGCCCUGGAACUCGCUGCUCCACCCCACACAGGGACCCAACCUCAUCAGCAACAACAACCAAGACCAGCAAACAUGUGUUUCAGAGGGGAGAGUAUGUGACCCCCUGUGUGCGGAUGCAGGCUGCUGGGGGCCGGGACCUAGUCAGUGUGUGUCGUGUGUGAAUUACAAACGUGGGACGGAGUGUGUGGAGCAGUGUAAUGUCCUACAGGGAUCAGUGCGGGAGUUUGUGGAUGGAUUGAACUGUGUCCCUUGCCAUCCAGAGUGUAAACCAGUCAAUGACUCUGCUUCCUGUACAGGCCCAGGUCCAGAACACUGUAAGGAGUGUCUGCACUUUCAAGAUGGAGAUGUGUGUGUCGAUCGCUGUCCCAGUGGGGUAAAGGAGGACCAGCACACUGUGUGGAAGUACUUCAACGCUACGGGACACUGUCUGCCCUGCGAGACCAACUGCACUGUCUCGUGUCCACUGGAUGAUAGGGGGUGCCCCAUCCAAAAGAAAACUGGGCCUGGGACAACAGUCGCCGUCACAGUUGGUGGAGUGCUUCUUUUCAUCAUUUUGCUGGCGCUGCUGGUGUUUUACCUGCGACGACAGAAACACCACAAAAGGAAAGAAACCAUGAGGAGAAUUCUACAGGAGCAUGAGCUGGUGGAGCCCCUGACCCCGAGUGGAGCGGUGCCGAACCAGGCUCAGAUGCGUAUUCUCAAGGAGACAGAGCUGAAGAAACUCAGAGUGCUGGGUUCUGGAGCCUUUGGCACAGUCUAUAAGGGUAUCUGGGCUCCUGAUGGGGAGAACAUCAAGAUCCCAGUGGCCAUCAAAGUUUUGCGUGAGAACACCUCGCCCAAAGCCAACAAAGAAAUCCUGGAUGAAGCAUAUGUGAUGGCUGGUGUAGCGAGCCCAUAUGUUUGCCGUUUGCUGGGUAUCUGUCUGACAUCAACAGUUCAGCUGGUUACUCAGCUCAUGCCGUACGGGUGCUUGUUGGAAUACGUCAGAGAGAACAAGGACCGUAUCGGCUCUCAGUACCUUCUCAACUGGUGUGUACAGAUUGCUAAGGGAAUGAGUUACCUUGAAGAUGUCAGGCUGGUUCACCGAGACCUUGCAGCUAGGAAUGUUCUGGUCAAAAACCCGAACCAUGUGAAGAUCACAGACUUUGGGCUUGCCAGACUGCUGGACAUAGAUGAGAAAGAGUACCAUGCUGAUGGGGGAAAGGUGCCGAUCAAAUGGAUGGCACUCGAAUCCAUAUUACAUCGGAAGUUUACUCACCAAAGUGACGUAUGGAGCUACGGGGUGACUGUGUGGGAGUUGAUGACCUUUGGCAUGAAGCCAUAUGACCAGAUACCAGCGCGGGAAAUUCCAGACCUACUGGAGAGGGGAGAAAGACUCCCUCAGCCGUUCAACUGUACCGAGGAUGUAUACAUGAUCAUGGUCAAAUGUUGGAUGAUUGAUCCUGAAAGUCGACCACGAUUUAAGGAGCUGGUGGAUGAGUUCAACGUCAUGGCACGUGAUCCCCCACGUUAUGUAGUCAUUUUGAAUGAUGAUCAGAUGAGUCUUUCGAGUCCUGUUGACAGUGAGUUCUUCCGCACACUGCUGGCAGAAGAGGGAGGGAAUGUGAAGGAGUUACUGGAUGCAGAAGAAUACCUGGUGCCCCAGCCCGGUGGCAUCUUCAACACACAAGGAGAAAUGAGAGCCUACGGACCCAGCAGACACCACUCUCACCGGGUCAGAGAUGAGUAUGUGAACCAGGACGUGUCAUCUGACCGUCCCAGCACACUUCCACGCAAAGCGAGAGAGAGGAGAUUCAUUAACGGUCUUUAUACAGGGAACAGUGUGGAGAACCCAGAGUACCUGGUGCCAGUGCACAGCAUCUCACCCGUUUCACCCGCCUUCGACAACCCCUACUAUCAUGAUAUCGCAGCUAAAGCUCAGGCAGUCGCCAGAGCGUCCAUAAACGGAGGUACGACUCACAGGCAGCCCAAUGGCUACAUGACCACCACAGCAGAAAACCCAGAGUACCUGGGCUUAGCAGAGACAUGGAGUGGUCAGAUGGAGUAUACUUGAGAGGAAUCACUCGGUACAGUUUGAGUGUAAGCGUGAGCGGUGAAGUUGUGUGCAUGAGCGAGCGAGUGAGUAAAAGACAUAUUUUGUGAAGGACGUUCUCAAUGGGAAUGGUUUCUCAUGGCUUUCUACUAAAUUACCAUACAAACGUAUGUAGCAUUCUGUACUGGAGUUGGAAUUUGAAGAUUGGAUGCAUUUCCUUUUUUUGCCAAAAAAUCUGCUUUUUUUUGCAUCUUACAAAUACAUGGUACGUUUUUAAGACUGCUUGAAUGAUGUUAACACUGGAUAAUGUCUUUGUAGCACACUAAGGAUUUUUAUUUGGAUUUGGUCAUCUCAUAAAAACUUUACCUUUUAUGGAGAUUCAAUUCAAUUCCAAACCAGGACCGUACACACUGCUUUCCAGAGCGCUGCGUGAGAGCCGGACACAAUCAAAGCUGCUCUGUUCUGUGUGUAACGGCCCUGGGUGAGCAGCUAUAGUGCCAGUGAAUGAAAGACUGACAUUAUUGCCGUACGAAGCGGGCGUUGUGUGUUCAGCGAUGCAGCUGGCUCUGAAGAUUCAUCAGCAUUUCUCAUCUGUGACAUAUCCAGGUUUUCGCAUUUGUUUGGGUAUUUUUUUAAAUUCCUUGUUUGAGCAAUGACUAUCUUCAUUAUGGGCUGGGUAACAGUUGUACAGAUGUAUGUAGAGCAAAGGGUGUCCAGGUCAUAUUGCACCCUGAUUUUAAAUAUUGUGCAUAAUACUAAUGCGUAUGUUAAGAUGUUUGCUUAAGCUUAUUUUUAUUAUAAUUAAUCGCAUUUCCUCCCGAGAAUCUCAUUAGUGUACAUAUGAACUGCCGUUCAAAAGUUUGGAGAAAUACUGUAUUCGGCAAGGCUGCAUUUUAUUACAGUUUUUCUGA